Messenger RNA from Staurois parvus, 439 nucleotides. The record is from the annotation of a GenBank genome assembly. Lineage: Eukaryota; Metazoa; Chordata; Amphibia; Anura; Ranidae.
GUUAUGGACAUGUUUUUUGCACAUGUUGAAGUGGAAAAGAAAAAAGCGAGUGCACUUUCAUGGAUUUAUGCUUGAUGUACAUGAAAGAAUACAUCGUCUUAAGAAAAGUUUACCAAAAAGGAAAGCAGGAUUCAUGGCCAACACCUAUGACCCUAUUGCCCCUAUAGCUGAGGAAAUAAGUGAAGAAGCCUGUUUGUUGUGUUUUGAUGAAUUCCAGGUGACUGAUAUAGCAGAUGCAAUGAUACUAAAACAAUUAUUUGAAAACCUGUUUCAAAAUGGAGUUGUUGUUGUAGCGACAUCUAACAGACCACCUGAAGAUCUCUAUAAAAAUGGACUUCAGAGGACUAACUUUGUUCCAUUCAUUGCUGUUCUAAAGACAUUCUGCAACAGUGUUCAGCUGGACUCUGGUAUAGACUAUCGGAAACGGGUACUGUCUGCA